This is a messenger RNA of Macadamia integrifolia, 2001 nucleotides long. Its product is annotated as probable glycosyltransferase At5g03795. The transcript is spliced from 4 exons. Gene Ontology annotation, molecular function: glycosyltransferase activity. The coding region runs from base 265 to 1902 and encodes 545 amino acids. NCBI's taxonomy places the organism in Eukaryota, Viridiplantae, Streptophyta, Magnoliopsida, Proteales, Proteaceae. The record is from RefSeq and is a predicted model, not a curated record.
AUCAACAAAUGUUCUUCUCCCCUCAAAACCUUCUUCCUCUUUGUUCUUGUGCUGAAACAAAUCACAUUAAUCCUCAACCACUGCACACAGACUUGCAGUUACAACACACACAUGAAUCAUCAUCACAAUAUACACAAGAGACAAAAAGAACAGUGAUGAUGAAGACUUCCAAGUUCUAAUAACCAUCUCUGUCUGCAAUUUGAACAGAGAGAGAGAGAGGGAGAGAGAGAGAGAGAGAGAGAGUGGUAGGAGGGAGGGAAAUCCAUGGCUGAUUACAGCAACCUCUCUUCAUGUUGGACUUCUGUGUCCUCUUCUCUGAAAUUCCUUCUAGUUGUUGUAACUUUGAUUCUACUAUCUGGGUUUGUUUUAAUGUUGGGACCAAAGAUCCCUCGAGUUCCAUCAUCUUACAAUCCUUGGGUUUGGAGAGCUGACUCUUCUUCUUUCUCUUCUCCUGCUACUACAGCCAUGACCACCACUGCUUCAUCUCUUGAAGCUGAAGAAGAAACUGAGAGACACCUGGAUUUUCAUCCAACAGUGGUUGAUGCUCUAUCUACAGAAAUUCAAGAACCUCUUUCUCGUCAUCCCACCUUCAAUUCUUCUUCUUCUCCUUCCCCUCCUCCUGACUCACAAAUUAUCCAAAACCAGGAACCAGCUCCACAACCCGAUGAGGAAACCCAAGAACACACAAAAGCUUCCAAGAACGAGUCCAAUGUUUCUCCACUGAUCACAAAAAUGCCAAAAGAGUACAGCAGAUUGGAGAGGCUUGAAGCAAGGCUUGCAAGAACUCGAGCUGCAAUAAGAGAAGCUGCUUGGUCUUGGAACCAAACAGUACCUGACCAAGACUAUGUUCCUCAAGGUCCCAUGUACUGGAAACCCCGUGCCUUCCACAGGAGUUAUUUGGAAAUGGAGAAACAUUUCAAGGUGUUCAUCUAUGAAGAAGGAGAGGCACCUCUGUUCCACAAUGGACCUUGCAAAAGUAUAUAUUCCAUGGAAGGAAAUUUCAUUCACAGAAUGGAGAUUGAUAGCCAGAUACGAACCAGAGACCCAGAAAAGGCUCAUAUGUUCUUCCUCCCCUUCAGUGUGACGAUGAUGGUUCGAUUCGUCUAUGUCUCAAACUCCCAUGAUAGUGGUCCAAUCAAGAGAACAGUCAGGGAUUAUGUAGAUGUCAUCUCCAAAAAAUAUCCUUUCUGGAACCGUAGCCUUGGAGCCGACCAUUUCAUGCUCUCUUGCCAUGAUUGGGGGCCAAUGUCAUCCACAUUCGUUCCCAAUAUGUUCAAGAACUCAAUUCGGGUUCUCUGCAAUGCAAACACUUCAGAGGGAUUCAAUCCCACCAAGGACGCUGCCUUACCAGAAAUCCAUCUCAAAACUGGUUUCAUGAAAGGGAUCGGUGGCCCAUCGCCAUCUCGCCGGCCUAUACUCGGAUUCUUCGCCGGAGGAAUGCACGGUCCCGUCAGGCCCGUUCUUUUACAGCACUGGAAGAACAAAGACGAUGACUUGCAGGUGUUUGAGUAUUUGCCGAAAGGAAUAUCUUACGAAGACAAGAUGAGGAAAAGCAGAUUCUGCCUCUGCCCAAGUGGGUAUGAAGUUGCUAGCCCAAGAAUUGUGGAAGCAAUCUAUGCGGGAUGUGUACCUGUGCUGAUAAAUGAUCACUAUGUGCCUCCCUUUAGUGAUGUCCUCAACUGGAAAUCCUUCUCUGUGGAAGUUCCUGUGAGAGAGAUACCAAACCUGAAGAAGAUAUUGAUGAGUAUAUCAUCAGGACAGUAUAUAAGGAUGCAGAGGAGGUUGAUACAGGUGAGGAGACAUUUUGAGGUGCAUUCUCCUCCCAAGAGGUUUGAUGUCUAUCAUAUGAUUCUUCAUUCUGUCUGGCUUAGAAGAUUGAACAUUCGAAUUCGUGAUUCAUGAUUCACACAAACACUGAAACCAUUAACUCAUCUGUUGUGAGAUUGAAGUAAUUAAGGAAACAAUUGUAAUUUGUUACCAAUAAAAGAAGAAUUUUCAACA